CUGGGUUUGGGAUCAGAAUCCAAUCAUGGAGCAGGAUCAGAAGAUAUUGAAUGAUCAAGACGACGCCGAAGUUGAGGCACUGGAGCUUGUGCUUUUCCAAGUCUCUGAAUGCUACGUCUACUUGAUACCACCCAGAAAAAGUGCAGCUUCGUACAGGGCUGAUGAAUGGGAUGUAAACAAAUGGGUUUGGGAAGGAAUAUUGAAAGUCAUUAGCAAAGGAGAAGAUUGCAUUAUCAGACUUGAAGAGAAGAGCACUGGUGAACUAUAUGCUCGGGCAUUUUUAAGAAAAGGAGAGCCGCAUCCAGUUGAACCUGUAAUUGAUAGCAGCAGAUACUUUGUUCUUCGUGUAGAGGAGAAUAUUGAUGGUCGACUUCGGCAUGCUUUCAUUGGCCUAGGAUUUCGAGAAAGAACAGAAGCUUAUGAUUUCCAAGCAGCCCUGCAUGAUCACAUGAAAUAUCUAAACAAGAAGAAAACUGCGGAAGAGAUGGAACAGAAAUUUCAGCAAACUUCAUCAGUUGAUUACAGCUUAAAAGAGGGGGAGACUCUUGUACUGCAGUUAAAAAGUAAAAGUUCUGAAGGUGUGAAGUCCAAGCUCUCAGAGCAGGGAGUGAGCAAUUCGCCACCCGCGAAAAAGAGUAACCAAAAAGAGUCCUUGAUCUGUAUCAAACCACCACCACCUCCUCCAGGACCACUCUCUCCUUCUACGAAUGUCCAGAAGUCUCCCUCAAACCCACCAAAUCUGGCUCUGGAGGGUGCUUCUAAACUUCCAGAAUCAAUGGCAGAUGAUUCCAAAGAAAUGAAUACUUCUGCAAAUCAAAGCACGCAAGAAAUACCAGAUGAUGACUUUGGGGAUUUUCAGGCUGCUGUUUAAUAUAAAAUUAUAAACUCUGAGAUGAGAUAUGCUUAUAUUCAAGUGUCUGAAUGUCUGUUCCCUAGACGGAUUGGGGUUUGAAAUUUUAAUGGAUCUGGUGUAUAUCUUGUUACAUACCAACCAAUGUGAAUUUACUUUGAAGAGAAA
Messenger RNA from Rosa chinensis, 1018 nucleotides. RefSeq lists its product as uncharacterized. Bases 26 to 871 code for a protein of 281 amino acids. NCBI's taxonomy places the organism in Eukaryota, Viridiplantae, Streptophyta, Magnoliopsida, Rosales, Rosaceae. The record is from RefSeq and is a predicted model, not a curated record. Gene Ontology annotation, cellular component: membrane; clathrin vesicle coat. Gene Ontology annotation, biological process: endocytosis. The transcript has 8 exons.